Messenger RNA from Cyanistes caeruleus (blue tit), 3305 nucleotides. RefSeq names its product proto-oncogene Mas-like. The record is from RefSeq and is a predicted model, not a curated record. Gene Ontology annotation, biological process: G protein-coupled receptor signaling pathway. Lineage: Eukaryota; Metazoa; Chordata; Aves; Passeriformes; Paridae. Gene Ontology annotation, molecular function: G protein-coupled receptor activity. Gene Ontology annotation, cellular component: plasma membrane.
UAAAAAGAGUGUUUUAUUUUAAAUAUAAUUUUACCCAAUAUCCUGGAGUCCUGGCCAGGUUAAUGAGGGUUGACAGUAACCACUAUAGGAAGUAGCAUUUGGUAAGAAAGUAAAACCAGUCUUACAGUCUUUGAGAAAGGAAGAGGAAGAACAGAUGACAAAAGAAGCUGAAGAUGUACAAAUGUGUUUCUGACCUGCUGAGCAAAUUUGGACUUACCCCAAAUCUGUCCAUUCCUGUGCCCACUGACAUACAUGGCAGCGAUUUGGGUGGUGUCACAUUCCUGUCCCUUUACUUCCCUGGCCCAAGGGACUAAGAAGAGAGGCUGGUACUUCCCCAGAAUAGUUUCCUGUAAGGAUGUCAGGAAAGGAGAAAGGCAUUUUCUCUGUUUCUGUGCCCUUUGGCAGGUGGAUCUGGAUGGCUCCUGGACAUUGAGUGCAUGGACAGGACUGGGAUGUUGUGGGUAGGUGCUGGUGGGUUCUGUCUGUUCAGGAGACACAAGGUGAGGAAGAGCCUGAAGCUCUGUUCAGGGGGAAGUUGUGAAAUUGGAAGUGAAAGGCAUGGGGCUGGAGGGAUUUUGUGAAAUCGGAAGUGUCUGAAGUGUUGAAGGACUGUGCUGAAAGGCUGUGGCGUAUGAAGGUGCCCUGACAGAGCUCCUGACCCCAGAGCUCCAUGUUGAGGGCAGCACAAGCAGGGUUUGGGUAUCUGAAAUUGCUGAGGUGGGAAGUGUGGGUGCAAGGUUGCAUGAAGCAGUAGUGAGUCCGUAAGUUGCUGAACUGUGCUGGGAGAGGCUGUGGGUCAAAAGAGGACCCACUGUGGUGAGAGAUAUGUGACAGCUCCAGCAAAGAUAUUGUGGGAGAGGACUUAAAAUUUCUCUACCUGAGCAGCACUAAAACUUCAUCUUCAGGGGCUGUGAAACCAGAGCAUCUCAGGGCCUUGAAUAGGACACAACACCAGUGCAACAUUUGUAUGGACAGCUCUUGCAAGAACAGCUGAGGAAGGGAGAAGUUGUAAAAAAAUAAUGUUUCCAUGACACUGCAAAGAGGGGAGGGGGAAGUGGUUCAAGUCUGAGUGGUCAUACCCACAGAGAGAAGGUAUUUCCCCCAUGAGUGAUUGGCUGCCUGGAGGGUCACGCUGAAAACAUCGUGGCUUUUUAAACAGUGGCUGCCCAGCCCAGCACUGCAGGAUGACACAAGGACUUGAGCUGCACCCUAUGUCACACAAUCCAGAGGACAACAUUGCUGGGCACAGGCACUGAAAGUCCAAAAAAAAGGACUGAAUCACCCAUUAUGGGACCCUCAACCACACCAAUCCUCCUUCCAACCACAGCCAUCCAGGCUCCCAGGACCAACCAGAGUGGGGCUGUGGGACAACCAGAGGCAUCCUACACUGUCCUCAAGUUCAUGGAGAGCUUCUGCCUGCUGAGUGCUGCCUGUGGGAUGGUGGGGAAUGGCCUGGUGCUGUGGUACCUGGGCUUCCGCAUUCGCAGGAACCACUUCACUGUCUACAUCCUGAACUUGGCGGCCGCCGACUUUGGGUACCUGCUGUGCAUCGCUGUGGAGACCGUGCAGUACCUGAUGCAGUUCAACGUGGGGGUGCAGUUCGGGAUAUUCCUCUUCCUGGAUCUCUUCAUGUACGGCACAGGCCUGUACCUGCUGACUGCCAUCAGUAUUGAGCGCUGCCUGUCUGUGCUGUCCCCCAUCUGGUGCCGGAUGCACCGCCCAAAGCACCUGUCUGCCGUGGUGUCCGGCCUGCUCUGGGCCCUGUCCCUGCUCCUGAACACUCUGGGAUAUGUUUUGUGCACUGUUCGCCCCUCUCCCAGGGUUUGCCAGCGCCUGCUCAUCGCCAUCGGAGCCUUGGAUUUCCUCGUCUGCACGCCCCUCAUGCUGCUCUUCAGCCUCACCCUCUUCCUGCAUGUCAAGUGCAGCUCCCAGCCCUUCCAAACAGGCCGGCUCUUCACUGUCAUCAUGCUCACCAUCCUCCUCUUUGUCAUUUUCGCCGUGCCCCUCAGUGUCCUCAUCCUGCUGGACUUCCUGGGACACAAGUUCCUGUAUUCCCCGGAGAUUGGCUUUGUGCUGUCCUGCGUCAACAGCACCCUCAACCCCGUCAUUUACUUCCUGGUGGGAAGCUACAGGGAUCGGAAAUUCAGGCUCACCCUCAGACUGGCAUUCCAGAGGGCCUUCCAAGACUCAGCAGAUGACAGAGAUGAGAGGGAAACUCGGGACACAAUAACCAUGUCCUCCUAAAAUCCUGCCUGGAAUGUCUUAGCAGAACUGAAGAACUCUGAGUUACUGGGGAAGGUUCAUGUCACUUGACCCUCAGCACUCUCUUUGUACAUUAUUUUAAGUCCCCAUCUGUGGCACAUAAGCACCUGGACCACAGAACUUACCUGACCUGCAUUUAGGAUGCAUUAAAAGUUCCUGUUUCUUUCCAGUGACUAUUAAAUAAUAUUAACUUGAUAAGGUUGAAAUGUCUUGGUGUCUGAAUUUCAGCAAUGAAUUCCUUCUCAGGAUAAAUCCUUGUCAUUCAUAAACUCAUAAAUUCUCAGUGUUGCUUUUCACUCAGAUCUCAGAAAAUGAGAUCAGUACCAACAAUCCUUCUGUUGGAAGCAGACAUAAAGUUCCUGGAAAAAGAAUCCAUCUAUCCUUAGUUUAGAAUUCCCACGUCUGAGCACGCACACAGCCUUUUGUGGCUCACAGAGGGCUUCCUAAUGUGAGCAUUUGAAGGACUGAAAAGAUUCACAUCCACCAAGUCCAUUUCUUCUCUGAACCAGGGAUGUUUCCACACCACAGAGAAGAAAAGGGCUCCAACUCCUUCCAAUUUGCUUAAAAAAUUUAGUCACUGAGUUUCAUCCUCCAUUGUCUUGUAUUUCAAAGAAAUACAUGACUGGAGAUUAUUAUUUUAUAUUAUAUUAUUGCAUGUUAUUUUAAUUUCUUCCAGCCCUUGGCAGAGUCUCUGCAUUUAUCUACAUCAUGUAUUGGAUGGUUAUUUCUUCCUUUAAAAGAACAGAUCAGAAUCCAUGGUUUAAAAUCUUCUUUACCAAUAAAUAAAAAUCAAAAGCUAGUGGGAAAAAAUACAGGAGACAGAACAAGGUAAAUAAAUACCAUGAUUUGCAACAAAUUAUUCUCUAAAGCAAAUCCUUUGAAGGAAAAAAUGGGAUUAUUUGUGCUCUCAGACUGCCUAACAUUUAUUCUUUUAAUCAAAAUCAUUAGAAGAAGUCAAAGUGGGUACUUUUCUUUGAAAAACCUCACAAAUUCAUGUUCAAAAUGUUAUCUUUUUGAUAACCCAAAUGAUUUUUUCAUUAGGA